Molecule: messenger RNA, 795 nt
Organism: Hymenoscyphus albidus
Lineage: Eukaryota; Fungi; Ascomycota; Leotiomycetes; Helotiales; Helotiaceae
Source: the annotation of a GenBank genome assembly
AUGUUUGACGUUGUCUGUGGUACCGCUAAGGCGAUUGUCGCUGAGACCCAGCCAAGAGCAUUGGCAGCCAAUGGCUUGCAGCGUCAAGGACUUAGCGAGCGGCCUGUGUCGUGUUUGAACGUCGUCGUCUCCAAGAUUGGUAUCAGUACAGUACAGUGCAGUACAAGUAUUGCAUUUGUACGAUUGGCAGCGAGGCAGGACCUCAGUAGUAGCUACCACAUAUCAUGGAAACUCUGGCCAGCGUCGGUGGGCAGAAAACCAGACAACUCCCUUGCGACAGCAUUGUUUGGCCUCUUCUGCAUCAAGAAUGGCAGAUGCAGCGCUCUCUUCACCAACUACCGUAUUUUGUUGCUGUCCGAAGACGGAGCUGCAGAAUUGGGUUUGAUACCAGAUACUUUGGCUACUUCUGAUGGAAGGAUUCGAGGACUUGUCAUCGGGCUUGGCUACCUAUAUUACUGUCUCCCCAACCUAGAAGAGACGGCAGAGAGAAGGAUCGACAUGAAUUCGGCAUCGGUGCUGCAUCUCCACAUUCUGAAUAUCAAUCCCCCGACGCCAUCAUUGCUUAAUAACGGUCUUGGAGCCAAGUCCUUCCUACCAGUAUCUGGUACUUCGUCCGGCGAAAUAAUUGUAAGUUCUUCGGGGGCUUCUACACCGUUGGCAACCUCAGCCGCCCUUGGGCAGCUACAAUUAUAUCGUCUGGACGAAGUAUCUUGGAAAGAAAUGUGCCCCGCCCCCACCUCCAUGCUGAGCUUCCAAGCUUUUGCCCAGACUGAUGCGACUUUGCGGUGGAAAUGA